Filobasidium floriforme is the source of this 1341-nucleotide messenger RNA. RefSeq lists its product as uncharacterized. NCBI's taxonomy places the organism in Eukaryota, Fungi, Basidiomycota, Tremellomycetes, Filobasidiales, Filobasidiaceae. The record is from RefSeq and is a predicted model, not a curated record. Gene Ontology annotation, biological process: endoplasmic reticulum tubular network organization. Bases 50 to 1237 code for a protein of 395 amino acids. Gene Ontology annotation, cellular component: endoplasmic reticulum tubular network. The transcript has 8 exons.
ACGACCAUACGCCAUACUUACCCUGCAGGCGCACGUUUCCCAGCGUACGAUGGGAAUCUUGUCAUGGUUCAACCCGUUCGCAUACGGUAAAAAACCACCAACGGACUACGAUAGCCUCCUCUCCCAGUUGGCAACAGAGAUCACCACAGCUAAACAGCUCCUCGCCGAGAUCCAUCUCCGACAACGCCGGCUCUCGCUGCUACUGAACCUUUAUGGGGUCGGGCUAUGGGGAAUCUGGGUUGGUCUGUGCUGGUUAGGCGGGAUACCUUGGGGGCUACUAGGGUUGGGUCCUGCAACGGAUGGGUCCACAGUCGAUAGCGAAGGGUGGAGGAAAGGUUUGGAAUGGGGAGGUGUGGUCGGAUGGCCGAUCAUCCUGUACCUACUCAACCGUCUAUUAUCGACCUACUACACCCGCCGCCGCACGCACGAACAACAACACCUGCUCAAGCUUCUAAAGCGGCAACACGAGCUGCUGGAAGAAGUCAAGCGGAAGAGCGGUUGGUAUAAGACGAAAGAUUUGUUGGAUCGGUACGAGGAGGGCGGGUCGGUCCGGGCGUCUGCGAGACCUACGCCGGGCCAAGUGCAAGGUCAAGCUCGGGGUCAACAACCCAACACUCCCACUCCAGCGUCUCGGUUGUCCGCCAACCAGAAUCCCAAUUCGGCUCGAAUGCAGAUCCGAUCACCUGCCAAUCCCAAUCUCAACAUCAAUCCCAACGCCAACGCUAAUAUCGGCGCUCGUCCGGGCCAACCAGGAACUCCGAUGACCCCCAACAUGGCCACCAUGUCCCCGCAACAACUCCGUAUCCUCGAUCAGGCGCGGGAACAGGUGCGGGAUGGGCCGGGGGUUCUGCCCGUCCCGCAAAAGCGGUGGUACGAUCACUUGGCGGACAAGCUGAUGGGCGAAGACCCAUCCACCUCGUUACAAAACAAAUACGCUCUGGUAUGCGGAAGGUGUUUCCGGCAUAACGGGUUGGUUGGGGAUAAGAUAGAGUGGGAGAACACUAAGUGGUAUUGUCGUCAUUGCAACUUCUUCAACGCUGCGCCGAAGGACCGACACGGGCCCGCUACAGGCAGCGUGGAGUUAGAUCAGCACGCCGCACCGGCGGCACCCGAAUCUUCGGUGGACGUGAUGACGCCUAGGAAGACCGGGCCAGAAGCUGGUUCGAUAAGGCAGCGGACGAAGGGAAAGGGAGAUAGUGAAGACAAGAUGGACGUUGACGAGGAAGAGAGUUCUUGAAGGCAGAUAGUGUCAGGGAGCAUCUGUCUUGUGGUUCAGGGCGAUUCCUUUGCAUUCUCACAUCAUCAUCAAUGCCUUUAAACGUUCGAGAGCAUACCGUGUAC